Molecule: messenger RNA, 2290 nt
Organism: Pelodiscus sinensis (Chinese soft-shelled turtle)
Lineage: Eukaryota; Metazoa; Chordata; Testudines; Trionychidae
Source: RefSeq, a predicted model, not a curated record
AAGACCUUGAAUUGCAUUCUGAAUAUUGUUUCAAAGUGAAAAAAUAACUGUGUGCCUGGUACACAAAGAACCAUGUCUCCUUCCUUAUGUGACAGAGGAAUCAAUGGAAUUCAUAAAAAGGGGGAGGAAAGACAAAAGAUAGGAGAUGCCUUGCUUAGCACAAGCAGGUCACAAGUUCCUUGAAAGGAAGUGGCUGACUGUAUCUCCAUAUGUACCUUUUUGUUCUUUGCCUUGGAUUUGCUGGUCGGUGACAUGCCUCUUUGCCUGGCUCUAUCUAGAGCCUGUAGCCUACAGGAAUUUGGACAGAGUGGUACAGACAUCGCCGACAGAGACUGCGAUCACUGACUAUCCCUUUAAAUGCAGUCUCAUGACUUAGACCUUACUCCACCACAUAUUAAAGAAGGGGACAGAGUACAUACUGAGCUCCAGCUCAGACGCCCAGGACACAGCAAGGCAAUUAUAUACAACAAACUGUGUAAUUGUCUGUUGGAGAUACUCCAGAGAGUUCCUUCAUGUUGCCCUUUGUCUUUACUAUGCUCAUUCUGUACUCCUGCUUCUUAAACAAUGGAACCUGUGAUUUCUAUGAUGAGCUAAAGGAGUUGAAAACUGAGUUUGACAUCAAUCUCUACCAGCAAUUAGCAGAACCAGAGAACAGAACUAACUUGAUAGUUGCACCAGCAAGUGUGUCCAUUUCUUUGAGGCUACUGCAGUUUGGAGCUCAAGGGAACACUUUUACACAGUUGGAAGAUGCUCUUGGAUACAACAUCCAUGAUCCUAGAGUGCAGGACUUCUUGCGUACCGGAUAUGAAGAAGUGACUAACUCUAGUCAAGGCCUCAUGGUUCAGUUGGCAUGUGCUCUAUUUGUGCAAGCUGGAGUUGAUCUGUCUCCCGAUUUCAUGGACCAUACUGCACUCUGGGCAAACAGCAGCCUGCAGAAAACCAACUUCAGUGAGCCUAACAGGACUAUCGCACAGAUAAAUGAAUGGGUGACUAAUAACACUGAAGGUGGAGAAGCAGACUGCAUAUAUUUGGACACAGUCAGUUCACCAUUUAACCAGAUGGCUGUGGUGAGCACCAUGUACUUCAAAAGCAUAUGGCAAAAGAAAUUCUCCUUCACAGACACACAGUCCUUGCCUUUUACCACUGCAGAGGGCAUCACCCUGAGAGUGCCUACAAUGUACCACACAGCUGAAGUCAAUUAUGGUCAGUUCCACACUCUGUCGCUGGAGCAGUUCAGUGUAGUCGAGUUGCCUUAUCUGGGUGAGACUGUCAGCAUGUUUGUGGUGCUUCCUAGUGACAGGACGACAUCUCUGUCCCAGAUUGAGUCACACCUCUCAGCUAAAAUCAUCACUCUUUGGGUCAACAGCUUAAAGAGAAUGAAGAUGGAUAUUUUUCUACCUAGGUUCAGAAUUCAAAGUCACUUCGACUUAAAAAUGGUUUUACCUGUCCUGGGAAUUACAGAUAUGUUUGAUCCAGCUAAGGCAGAUUUUAAAGGUAUUUCAGAGCAAGGCAAUCUUUACAUUUCAGAAGCUAUUCAUAAAGCAAAGAUUGAAGUGACAGAAGGCGGCACAAAAGCCUCAGGAACUACAGCUAUGGUGCUAUUAAAAAGAUCUCGAACUCCUAUUUUCAAAGUAGACCGACCUUUUAUAUUUUUCCUGAGGCACUCCAAUACAGGUAGGCAUAAUUCAUUUAUUCAGCAUAAGCAGGAGUCACUCAAGAGGAAAAAAAAAAAUCUUAUCUCUAAUAAUUAAGGAGUUGCUCACUAAAAUGACCAAUUUCCAUUUCAACUAUCAUAAAAUAUAAUCUCGCAGAAUAAAUUUUCAACUACAAAAAACUGAAGCAGAAAAAUUGACAAAAUAAUGGGAAUUCAGUAAAAGUUGUUUUUAGCAUCAGUUUUGUGCUCAAAAACACUCUGAUGGCCCUGAGGAGUAAUGCACAUUAUUCCAAAGAACGGAAAGGCACAGCACAUGUAGGGUAGUGCCAGUUUUUUCUACCCUGUCCUGUCCCUAUGCACAAAUUUAAGCAUCUCAUUUAGAAAGUUAUGCAGCAGUGCUGUCACUGACACUUGUAAGUAUUAAAAGUGGUUUUGAUAAGCAAACUGAACCUAUAAAUUAAAACUUACUAUACUCAACUCUGCACUAAAUAGGACAGAAAUUGGGACUGUAAAAUACAAAUGUAGAGAAAUCAAGCAUACUUCAGCAAUAAAGAAAACAUGAAACAGCACUCUAAUCAGAAACAGUCAUAGCACAAACAUUUUUUCCUUUUCUUUUUAUGAAAAAAGUAAUAAAAU